Messenger RNA from Dendronephthya gigantea, 778 nucleotides. RefSeq lists its product as uncharacterized. The record is from RefSeq and is a predicted model, not a curated record. The transcript has 4 exons. Bases 130 to 756 code for a protein of 208 amino acids. Lineage: Eukaryota; Metazoa; Cnidaria; Anthozoa; Malacalcyonacea; Nephtheidae.
UGCAUUUUUUAUGGUCUGGUACGUUGGAUAUAUAAAUGUGUUAAAACAGAUCAGAAAGAUCACUGGAUCGAAGGUAUUACUCCUGAAAUACACACAUAAGCUUUUACCUGUAAGCAACAUACUCUUGUGAUGCGGGCUCUCAUUAUUGAAACAGUUAUUUUAAUGCAAUUACUUCAGCUAAGUACAGUUCUUAGCUGUUGUGACAUUGCCAACUGGUGGGAUAGUUUUAACCUCGCUGGGUUAUCUGAAUGCCUCAGAGACCGUACCUACAUCAAGGGAUUAUGGAGAAAUGAACAACGAGACACUCAAAAUCUCUUUCUUAUUGAAGAAGCGAAAUGCUGCGAUGCAGUAAUACAAGAUUACACAUGGAAAUCAUCUUCGUGCCAAAAUGCUAACUGGCGAUACACAUUGGACGGCAUCAAUGUAUGGGCAAAAUGUCCCCGUGGCUACUUUCUGAGAGGCUUCACAAUAAGUAUGGCAGUUGGUUUAAGCCAUAUAGAAGAAGCAAAAUGCUGCCAUCCACAGACUCACCCAAACGAAUACGGGGACUGCUACGAGGAAGACGUUUCAAUUUCGUUCGACAAUAAAGGUUGGAGUGAAUGCAAACGGCAAGGCUACUACAUGGCUGGAUUCUACAAAGGGACUUGCGAUGGCAUUAACUGCAUCGAAAAGUUCUACUGUUGUCAAAUGAAACAUUAUGGUAAUACAAUUAUUGGGAAGAGAAGUGCAAGAUUCAGGAAAAUUUUCAACCUUUAAAUUUAUUGUGUAUUAAGAUUCC